GGCCACAAUCCACCACCGAGCAUCCAACCUGAUCGAAUGUCAGGAUAUCCAUACGGGUCAGGCUCAUACGCCGGGGUCCCGCCUGGCUCAAGUCCAUAUGCGAGUCCUUAUGCGCAAGCUGUUGGCGGCCCUGGCCCUGGUCCUUCCGGCUCGACUUCCCAGCGGACUAGUCAUCGCCAGUCGACAGGAGUGCAUCAUGCUCCAAAUCAACUGCCUAGUUAUCAGCAAGCUCAAUUGUCAUCCAAGCUGUCAAUCCAUGACCCAAAAGCGUUCUCAGCGUCCUCCGUCCAGGUAGAGAUGUACUUGAAAGAGCGCCUCAGCCUUUGCGUAGGGGCAAACUCUGAUAGUCAGCUACCCCGGUUUGUUACGACUUGCUUGCAGCAGCGCAGUACUCGGAUUGUUCAUGUAAAUACCCAGCAACUCGUGUCUAUCGACGUUGGAGGGCAGUUUGGGCUGCGAUUCCGGAUUGCUGACUUGUAUACUGCGCUGGGUCAGACAUUUCCUCUCGUGAAUCAUGUAUUCGCUGACAUAGACACAGGGUUUAUUGUCUCCGAAACAGACCCUUACCCUUAUACGCUACAGGAGACUCUCAAGCAGCUAUGUGAGAUACAUCUGAGGAUCCUGGCAGUCUACGAGAAAUGGAUCACGACUUUGUCGCAGCGUUUCAACGGGAAUCAGGAAGUCCCGCCAAACACCGCCUGCCUGAUGUGGCGAACGAGGACCAGACCAGACGGCAGCUGGACGUAUGUUAUGGGCCUGUUCCCGAACUUGGCCACCAAUGAAAUGAUCUUUCGCUGCAAGGAACAAGCACGACAGAUUGUUCAGGAUAGCUUGCAGGCCGCAUUCGCCAACAUCAACGUCGAGCCGCCCUCCCCAAGAGAGCUAAAUGAACCUCAUUCCGGACUCAUCGGCGAAUGCGCCGAGAUCCUCGCCUUGUUAUACCUUCUUGAAUCUGACCCGGCUUUAAUCAAUGGCCUCGAAAUCUAUGGGCUUUCUGCAAACCUCUUCGUCGAUGCCGUUCGUAACAUGUUAUCGUACAAUCGGGACAAGUUCCGCUCAUUCCUCAAGGGUGCCUGUCGAAAUUGCAGGCAUGUUAUUGACCGGAUUGACGAUAACGGUCCUCUACCAGCGGACCCGCAAACAGCGGCUCUGCGAUAUUUCGACAUGGCUACGCGUUCUGCACAGGAGAAUUGGGAUCAGCGCCCGCCUCCUAUUCCUGAUCCUCAACAAAAACCGUCUGCUGCAAAGAAUUUCGGUAUUGCACACCCUUAUGUCAGACCAGAGGUUGGGACCGCCAUGCCCGGGAAUGUCCAGCCUACCAACGCUGUGCUAACAAGUGCGGUAUAG
This is a messenger RNA of Mycena indigotica, 1347 nucleotides long. RefSeq lists its product as uncharacterized. Bases 37 to 1347 code for a protein of 436 amino acids. The transcript has 5 exons. Lineage: Eukaryota; Fungi; Basidiomycota; Agaricomycetes; Agaricales; Mycenaceae. The record is from RefSeq and is a predicted model, not a curated record.